AUGCUACCGCCUGAACUUCUACACAUCAUAAUCCAACACCUAGACUUGGCCAGUCUGGUCUCUCUCAGUCAAGUGUCUCGAAAAUGGAGAGACGCAUUGUGUGACGACUUCUUCUACAGAGUUGCUGCUCGCGACUUCAACCUCGAACAUCGACGGUUUCCACUGAGACAGACUUGGACAUCAUCUGCCCAUAUCAUUUACACAAGGUGUGUUCAGCUCAUCAGCCAUAUGACAAACUCAUCAAAUAGCUGUGAUCUUGUACUUGUACCCCGUCUAAUAGAUACCCUCAACGACCGGGACACUACAAACAAUAAAGUCGAGGAACUAUCGGAGAAAAUGGCACAGUUGUCUAUUACCAAGUCCAGCCAGUUGAAAACAAGACUCCAUACUUCCCACACGACAAGCAACAUCACUUUCAACUGUCCGUUACCAAGCGACUUUUCUGUAUUGUUCCCUACUUACUCUCUGCAACAUCUGAACAACGGAUUCCAACAAUUUGAUGAUGGCUAUUGUGAUAAAUACGGCUAUAUAAGACUGACAGAUGACCCUAAGCACUACCAAUGCUAUGACAAACCCACACGUGACUUAUACACGUGCUCAAAUGGCUUAGUCAUCGAUCUACCCCAAAACUACAGAGUGGUUCCAUCCACGCCAACAGUCAAGUCGCGAGACGCCGAAGGGAUUUGGACCGAGAGAGUAGACUUUGAAAGAAUCUCACGUGAUGUGGCCAGUGACGUGGUUGUUGCUACGAGUAGCUCGACAACCGCGGUGUGGGUGUGUGUUACGGGCGAACUACGGGUCUUCUGGUGGGUUCCUAGGGAGUCACGUGGUCAAGGGACAGUUCACAGUUGUAAGAUAUCACGUGAGUGGACUCGAAACAAGGUGCAGCUUUUUGUCUACAAGAGUAUUGUUCUUGUUGCUGUCACUCAGAUUCAUUAUAUUGAUUGGAGUAUCCACAGCAAGCAGGUUUGGGACGUUUAUCAGGUUACUUGUGAUCAUCUGAAGGGCGGAGACGUACAGGUGACUAAAAUCCAGUCACAUGACUCUUCCUGGGGCAAUAUUCUCUGGUAUGACGGGUUGCGGUUGUGCAACACUCCUCAGUAUGCUUGUGAUCGCACCCAUGUGAUUGGAGAUACCAUCGAGCCGUCUCAAUGGGGUUAUGGCAAUUGUAUUCGGUUCAAUUUUGAUAGUGAUUGGAUCGUGGGAUAUGAUUGUGAUCACAAGUUGCGGUGGAUCCGAAAUUCGGUCACUGGAGCAGUAGAGCAUGUUCCCGAACAUUGUAUGAGUUUUGUUGGGGUGUCCAGGGGUAGGUUGAAGGUGUGUGUUUUCGAUAAGGGGUAUUUGCAAGAGAGAGAGAGGAUCAGAUCCACCGUAGAUGUGUAA
Molecule: messenger RNA, 1383 nt
Organism: Yarrowia lipolytica CLIB122
Lineage: Eukaryota; Fungi; Ascomycota; Dipodascomycetes; Dipodascales
Source: RefSeq, a predicted model, not a curated record